CCAACACCCCCCCUCAAGUUGAAGGUGGGAACAACUUCAACUUGCAAUGGAAUAAAAUCUGUGUUGACUUCAAUGUGUAUGUAGAUGAAAAACCCGUUGACCAAAACAGUAAGCUUCUGGUUUAGGAUCUUUGCUUUGGUUUGAACUUUGAAGUCUCUGCAGCAUCACUCUUCAUUGAUUCUUCAACAAGUUUCAUAGGAUAAUUGCUUCUUUCCACCAAAUAGAAGCUUGAACAAUGACUCCUAUUGUGAUGUUAGGAUGUUUCUCUUCCUUUUCAAGUACAUCCAGGAUUUUGCUCUUGUGUUCUACCAAUUUGAUCAUUGCUGCUGGGGCUUGUACUGCCAUUGUGACAAAACCACUUGAUACUACAUCAAUGAGGAUGCAACCUAGUGCAGUAGUGCCUUUGGGAAAUCCAAAAAGCCUAUGGGAAAACUUCACAGAGGGCAGCUUGAGUGAAGCAAUCUGAUCGCUUGAUCAUGAGCCUGAAGAAUCAUUUCAAAGUUAAAAGACUGCCCAUUCCAGAGAGUAAAUUCACCGCUUUGAGAUCCAGUAAUAAGACGUCUCCCAGUAGGUGUCCACACAACACGAUUAAUUGAACAACGGUUUUUGUUUAGGGAUGUAUGAACAAACUUUGCAGCAAAACUGGUGGAUGGGUUAUCAGAAUAGGCAACUGUGGUAGCAUAUCAACUGCAGCUGCAGGGGUAGGUUGCAACACAGUUCUGUCCCUUGAGUGAAGCAUUUGAUGGUCUUUGGAAUAUCUCUUUUAUUGACAUCCAACCAGCAACGUGAAUCAUGCAACAACGGAUGAUGAAGACGAGAUGACAAAUCAAUUGAUGAAUUCACAUGAAAACAUCAAAGGAUGAAAUGAAAUCAAUUGACAAAAGCAAUUGAUGAAAUCAACCGAAAACCGGAUGAUGAAGAAAGUGAAACUUGAUCAAAACGAUACGAGUGAAACUCGAUCAAAACGAUACGAGUGAAACUCAAUCAAACCGAUUGAGUGAAAUUGAUAGAUGAUGAAACUUCUGAAUUUCAGAAGUGAAAGAGAAUGAUUGAAACUGAACAUUCCAAUUAUGAGAAUGAAAAUGAAGAUAAGAGAACUUCAUGAAAAAUCUGUAAAGAUGCAGAUUUAAAAAUUUAAAUGGUGCUAAACAAGAGCACACAACUGAGUUCCAGGGGAUGACUGAAAAUCUGAAAAGGAUGAAUGCAUAUUUGCAACAAACUCCAAUUAUUAAAGCUGAAAUUGAAAAUCUUAGACAGGAAUUGCAGCGAUCAAGGGCUGCCAUUGAGGAUGAAAAUGAAAAUGAAUUUGGAUAUUCAAUUUGAGAAGUAACACAAUGAAUAGAGGAUGAAUAUGGAUCAACUGUGAUGAAAAUGGAAUGGAGAUGGCAAACUCAAAUGAAGAAUAUGUUCUGAAUUCUAUUCAAUCUGUGAUGAAACCUGAUUUGGAGAGAUCAAUGAAGGAGACCGGAAGAAUAGAGAGCCCAUAAUAGAGGAUCUUCAUAGACGGAACCACAUCCGUCGUUGAUUUCCAUAGGGAUGCGCUCUGGAGUCGACGGAGAUCCCACGUGGCGAGUUUGGUGGAUCUGAGCCUGGUGGCAGGGGAUCCGGAGAGCGCCUUGCUGCUUGUUACCGUACUCCUGCACCGACUAGUUGAGGAGGCGGACGAAGACGGGGUGGUGCAACAGCUCCGCGCUCACAACGAACCUCUCGAUCUCCACUCCGACGUACACCGGCAGGUGUCCCUCUGGCACUCCGAUCGAGCCAGAUCUGAGCUUUAUUGUCCUGAACGACUCAAACCGUCGCGAUUGAGACGGCGUUGCCGCCCGCGCCUCGGACGGGAGCAAGCUGUACUGCGACGAGUCAGCGAUGCGAGAUAAUCGGCAAAGAGAGAUGCAUCGAUCGGGGCUAAGACAGUGAUGAAAACGGCUUCUCCGCCUUCGACGAGAUCGUACUAGAGGUCGGAGGUGACAAUCGCUUUGUUGGAGAGACCGUGGCCUUUUCUUCACGGACGGCGUCGAAUUGGUUCAGGAUGACGAUGAGCAGAACGGCGGCGAUAAAUCCAGAUGUAGAGUACGCCAUUGGAGGAGGAGUCAGAGACGUGAGGUAAUUGAAGAUUCAGCUUCUUAGGAAAUCUCCCGGAGUUGAAAUUGAAGAUAAGGAGAGAAGAAUUGGGAAGCGUAAAAAUGGAAGAUAAGGAGUCAGAUUACUGGAGCUAUAGCAACCUG
Cuscuta campestris is the source of this 2225-nucleotide messenger RNA. The record is from the annotation of a GenBank genome assembly. NCBI's taxonomy places the organism in Eukaryota, Viridiplantae, Streptophyta, Magnoliopsida, Solanales, Convolvulaceae.